Molecule: messenger RNA, 3030 nt
Organism: Neurospora tetrasperma FGSC 2508
Lineage: Eukaryota; Fungi; Ascomycota; Sordariomycetes; Sordariales; Sordariaceae
Product: protein TOL
Exons: 5
Coding region: 1-3030 (1009 amino acids)
Source: RefSeq, a predicted model, not a curated record
AUGAUAUCCCCAUCCUCCGGCUGCCCAACAUCUUCUAUCAACAGUAACACCUACACAGUCUCCUCAUCUUCUGCCUCUUCCCCAAUACCUUCAUCAUCCCAUCUAGACCCCGAUUCAAGAUCCCACAAAGGAUCCUACGAAGCAGUCCUCGAGUACUUCACCUCCAACUCCCUCUCCCAUCCCACCUUCAAACCUUUUAUCCGGUAUUCCAUCACCAAAGCAGCCCCUGCAGCAUCACUGCCUCCAACAGUACCUCUAUCACCGAACCAAUUCUGCCCCCGCUGCACCAAAGCCCUAGCAUCAUCCCCACCACCCCCCUCCCACGCUGCAUGGUGGCGUCGCGGAGGCGAGCUAUGUACCCCCGAGGAAUUGUUUCAUUCGGCCAGCGAGGGGCAAUGUCAAUUCUGCUGGUUUGUGAUGGUGAAGGUGCUGAGGAGGCUUGUUGUUGGAGUCCAAGUCGAGGAUGAGGAGGAUUUGAAACAGAAAGUCGAGGAGGUUUGGAGGGAUAUAAAGUAUCUACUGGUUGGACUGUCUUUUUGGGCGGAGGAUAGGAGGGAAGAUGUUUGGAGGGGGGAGGUGAGCGUUAGGUGUCUGCCAAGAGUGCCUCUAGGAAGGGAGAAGGAUGUGGACGUGGAUAUGGAGGGGAAGGUGGUGGUUAGCGAGUUUGUCAGGUUGAGGGGGUAUAUACCCGGCCCCAGCUAUCCCCCUUCCUUCCUCGCCUCCUUUCACACAGCCAGCGAACAAAGCUGGAACCAAGCCCUCGAAUGGAUCAACAACUGUCGUUCACACCCUCUGUGCAGCGCUGCCGAGACCAUGGGCUCUCACGACCGGCGUCCUGCGCGACUAAUCGCCGUCGGGCGUCCUGGAGAAACGCACGUCCGAGUCAUCGAAACAGCCGGACUGGCUGUCUCCGAGACACCCUUCAUGUCGCUGAGCCACUGCUGGGGAAAGGACGGGGUGCCCACCCAGCUCCUCAAGGAAAACUAUGACUGUUUCACAAAGGAAGGCAUCAAGCUCACCGAGCUGCCCAAGACCUUCAGGGACGCCAUCGAGGUGACGCAGAGGUUGAACAUCGUGCCCUACAUCUGGAUCGACUCUCUCUGCAUUAUUCAAGACUCUAAACAAGACUGGGACAACGAGUCGGUCAAGAUGCAGUACGUUUAUCGCAACUCGGUGCUUAACCUGGCCGCGGGAGCCUCGCCUAACUCUCACGGCGGGUUGUUCAACGCGCGCCAUCCGCUUUCGACGGUACCUUGGUCUAUAGAGGUACCUUUAUCAGACGACGACGAUAAAGAUUACAACAUCAAGAAUAAGAAGUUUCUAACAAGCGAAUACCGCUCCGAAAAGGAAUCGGACCUCAUCCUCUUCACACGCGGCUGGGUCCUCCAGGAACAACUCCUCGCUCGGCGCACCCUGAUCUUCGGCAAGGAAGAACUGCACUGGGAGUGCGUAACCUGCGAAGCAAGCGAGUCAUUCCCCUUGUCCAUCGAUAGGGAGCGUUGGGACGGCGAUGUGAAUGACAGGCGAACCAUCUUUCAGCAUCAGUGGGAGAACCUUACUGGAACCGACACUGGCAGCAGGCUGGUUCCCGCUGAUAAUAGUGACAUGAAAGCCAAGCGGCGCAAAGCCUGGGAACUCCUGGUCCAGACGUACUUCAGCCGGUCGCUGACCAAGGCCUCAGACAGGCUGAUAGCCAUCUCCGGCAUAGCGGAGCAACUCGGCGUUCGAUGGGGUCCGGGGGUAACUUAUCUGGCGGGAUUGUGGUCGUACCGGCUCGUUCAGGGGCUUUUGUGGUAUAUGGGCGGCGAAGAUCGGUGUGAGGAGCGGGAUGCGCAGGCGGCGCCCUCGUGGUCGUGGGCGUCGCUUGUGCCGGAGCAUGUACCCGGUGUAACGGACCUGAAGCUGACAUAUGCAGAGGCCGAGUGUGUGGAUGGCUUGGCGGAGGUUUUGGAGGCGCAGGUGACACCUGUCAGAUCAACGAAUCCAUUUGGGCCGGUGAUUCCUGGCUCUGGGAGUAUCAAGCUUAGGGGGCCAGUGCUGCCGAGACCGAGGAUUAGGAAUAGGGAUGGGAAUUGUGAGGUCUAUGAUUUGGUUUUUGGAGCGAACGAGAUGAGUUCGGAUUUUAGGUUGAACGAAAGCGGCGUAUACGUCAAUAUGGCUACCGGUAUGCCUGCUUAUCUGCAUUCGUAUCAGUCUAUCGCGGUCGCUGGUUGGGACAAUAUCAAUGAUAUGAAGGAAGAUGAGGAGGAGGCUUACCUGGCGCCGCUUCAGGUUCAGCUUAUAGAGGACGGACCGGCUGGAACCCCGAGCAAACUUCAACUUGUUGGAUUGGUUCUAUUGAAGGCAUCAUCGUGGCUCGCGGUACCACAGUUUCGACGAGUGGGCUUAUUUUUCAUCACUGACGAGGCGCCUCAGUGGAACUCUGCCCCUGACAAUGAACUUCAAGACGACGAACAACGGGACAACGAAACGGCUACUCACAUGAACGUCGACUUUGAAAGCUCUUCGGACCCCGAAUCUCGCGCCGUCCGAUAUCCGGACCCAAACUACCAUCACCACCCGCCAGACACAUACGACGACUCCAGUAAUUCACAACCGGACGACGUUUGCUCCGACGAUUCCUACUCAUCUAACCCCUUUGCCAACGCUACAUGGGAAAGUGAGUCCGGUGAGGAAACAGAAAGAGAUCCCGCCGAGUUCAACGAAUACUAUUACGAAGACUUCUCCGUCUGGGCAACGGGCAUCGAGCGCCUUAAGAACCAGGGCUUCCUGCGUAACAUUGACACAUGGUUCGCUCAAAGAAUUCAGCAAGGGCAACGAUCGGAUCCCUUGAAGGAAGACCCCUACGUCAACGGUCCACGUCCGCUGAACACCAAUCUGGCAACGCGAUACUCACCGUGUCUCCCACGGACGUUCUACCAUCGGAUUAAUAGGUUUCUGGAGACCUGUCAGGCUGUGGCUCGACUUAAGCCUGACGUGGUGCUGGGUGGCGGGGAGGCAAAUGGUUAUUUUGUUUAUGAGAUUGUGUGA